CGAGUGCAUGAAUGAAUGAAUGAAGGAAGGAAUGAGCGUCCGCGGAGGGCGCAGGGCGCAGGCCGGGCCGCCGCCCCGGGACCCCGCGGCUCCCCGCUCCGCCGCGCCGGCCGGAAGCAGCCGGGCGGCCCCCUCCCCGCGGCGCCGCCGCCUUAUCUCGGCGGCUCCGGCCCAGGAGGAGACGCGGGCGCCGGGAGGGACGCGGCGGCCAUGGGCCCGGGGCCCCGGGGCGCGGGCCACCCGCCUCGCCGCCGGCGGUCGCUGCUGCCGCUGCUGCCGCUGCUGCUGCUGCUGCUGCUGCUCGGCCUGGCCCGCGGCGCGGCCGGAGCGCGGGGCGCGGACGGUUUAGACAUCUGUGCCACGUGCCACGAACAUGCCACUUGCAAGGAAAGAGAAGGGAAGAAGAUGUGCAUUUGCAAAUACGGAUUUGUGGGCAAUGGGAGGACUCAGUGUAUUGAUAAAAACGAGUGCCAGUUUGGGGCCACUGUGGUCUGUGGGAACCACACAUCUUGCCACAACACGCUCGGAGGCUUCUAUUGCAUCUGCCUAGAAGGAUAUCGAGCCACAAACAACAACAAGACAUUCAUUCCCAACGACGGCACCUAUUGCGCAGACAUAGAUGAGUGUGAGGUGUCCGGCCUGUGUGGGCAGGGAGGACGGUGUGUGAACACUCAUGGGAGCUUUGAAUGCUACUGUAUGGAUGGAUACUUGCCAGAGAGUGGCCCCGAGCCUUUCCACCCGACCAGAGAUGCCACGUCAUGCACAGAAAUAGACUGUGGCACUCCUCCUGAGGUCCCAGAUGCCUAUAUUAUAGGCAAUUAUACCUCUGGGCCUGGCAGCCAGAUUCGUUAUGCUUGCAAAGAGGGGUUUUUCAGUGGCCCAGAAGAUAUAGUUUCAAGCUGCACAGCCUUGGGCACAUGGGAGUACCCCAAAUUAAACUGCCAAGAGAUCAGCUGCGGCCGCCCUCCGGAAGUGCAGCACGCGUCCCUGGUGGGGAAUCACAGCUCCGGCCUGGGCAGUGUGGCUCACUACGCCUGUCAAGAGGGCUUCGAGAGCCGCGGAGGAAAGAUCAUGUCCGUUUGCACCGAGGAAGGCACCUGGAGAGAAAGCACUUUGACAUGCACAGACAUAAUUACAGAAAUUAACGAUGUAUCCAUGUUUAAUGGCACCUGUGUGAGGUGGCAGACAAACGCGGGAAAAGUGACCUCCGGCAUCCUAUAUGUGGUACACGUGAAAGGACACCGGGCAGACCAGAUAGAACCAGCUCAUGAGGAGACAGUCAACCUGACCGCAGACAGCAGUACCCCACACGUGUGCCUAGACCUGCACCAAGGCACCAACUACACCGUGACCAUCUCCACUGCCCCUCCCAGACGCUCCGUGCCAGCCGUCAUUGGGUUCCAGACAGCAGAAGAUGAUCUCUUAGAAGAUGAUGGAAUUUUCAAUGUCUCACUAUUUAAUGAAGCUUGUUUGAAACUGAACAGGCAUUCUAGGAAAGUUGGAUCAGAACAAACGUACCAAUUCAAAAUUCUGGGCCGGAGGUGGUAUCUGAGUGAUUUCUACCACACGGCGUCAUUUAACUUCACGACGGGGGAGCGAGCUCCGGCAGUGUGUUUAGACCUGUACCCGGCAACUGAUUACACGGUGAAUAUCACCCUGCUGGGAUCGCCCGAGCAGCACUCAGUGCAAAUAACGAUAACAACUGCACCUACAGUUAAACAGACCAUCAGCAACGCUUCAAUAUUUAAUGAAACCUGCUUGAGAUGGAGAAACACGAAGACAGCCGGCAGGAAGGAAAUGUAUUUACUCCGCAUUCAGGGCCAGAGAUGGUAUCAGAAGGAGUUUGCCCAGGAAAUCACCUUUAACAUCACUACCAGCAGCCAGGCUCCGGAGAUGUGCUUGGACCUGCGUCCCGGUACCAACUACAGUGUCAGCAUUGGCGCUUGGUCUUCUGUCCUUCCCGAGGUCAUCUCCCUAACAACCCAGAUAACAGAGCCUCCCCUCCCGGAAGUAGAUUUUUUCACGGUGCACGGAGGGCCUCUUCCGCGCCUGAAGCUGAGGAAAGCCAAGGAAAGCAACGGGCCUAUCAGUUCCUACCAGGUGUUAGUGGUUCCCCUGGCCCUCCAAAGCACGUUUUCUUGUGAUUCCGAAGAGGCGACCUCAUUCUUUAGCAAUACUUCUGACACCGAUGGCUACGUGGCUGCAGAACUACUGGCCAGACAUGUUCCAGAUGAUGCCAUGGAGAUAUCCGUUGGAGACAGGCUGUAUUAUGGGAAAUAUUAUAAUGCACCCUUGAAAACAGGGAAUGAUUAUUGCAUCAUAUUACGAAUCACAAGCGAAUGGAAUAAGGUGAGAAGAUGCUCCUGUGCAGUUUGGGCUCAGGUGAAAGGUAAAACCCUUUUCUGCCUACCAGUGCUGUCCUCACCUCUCUGUCCAGGCUGCAGCAUCAGGUGUAUGUUAAUGAGAUUCCUUUCGACAUCGUCACAGGUGACAGAAACCCAUCACAUAGUAGCUUAAGCAGAAAGCUGAAAAGAAUGGGGGUCUAAGGGCGGGAGUUGAUGGAACUCCCACAAGAGCAGCAUCCCCAGGACUCCAGGAACUAGGACUUGAGACUCAACACCAUGCAUGGGAUUCUCUCUCUCUGUCUCUUUUAUCUGCCCUGUUUCUAAGUGCGAGGCGGCACCAUUUUCUUUGACUCUAAGCCAUGUGGUGGGGAGGGAUGGGCCCCAGCUACCACAGCUUAGCAACUUCAGUAGGAACAGAAAGUUCCUCAGUUCAGGGAACAUCUUUCCUUCUAGGGGAUGUGACCCUCUGUUGGAUGAGUCACUGUUAACAGGAGAUGGGAUAUGAUGAUUGGUCUAUCUUGGGUUUGGGGCUUACUCAUAUGAUUGGUUGGGGGCAGAUCAACCCUAUCAGCAGUGCAGUAGGAGGGGACAUGAUUCCCACCAGGAAAAGAGGCACAGAAAACAUGUUGGCAGACCACAACAAAGAGCUACAGCAGCCCGCUACUUUCAACCAUUUGGCUGCUUUGCGUGUACACAUACAUACACACAUGCUAUUAAGAAAGACAUCUUCCAUUAAGGAAAUGGAAUGAUCCUCCAGACAACCAAAAGUGGCACCCUCGUGGGAGAUAACUCAAACGGGAACCUGUUACUGUCUCCAGCUCCAAGACCAAGAUUCCCGGGCGUGGUUCCGUUCCUCUUGAUCAAAUCCAGAUGUGCUUCUCAUGAUCUCGUUUAGCAAUCCAUGACUAAACGGCUGCCAUUCUCAAACCACAGU
Molecule: messenger RNA, 3279 nt
Organism: Pipistrellus kuhlii (Kuhl's pipistrelle)
Lineage: Eukaryota; Metazoa; Chordata; Mammalia; Chiroptera; Vespertilionidae
Gene: SUSD1
Product: sushi domain containing 1
Exons: 16
Coding region: 16-2517 (833 amino acids)
Molecular function (GO): calcium ion binding
Source: RefSeq, a predicted model, not a curated record